UAAUCAAGCGGCGACCUCUAGCCGUCGGAGGGCCUUCCUGUUGCAGCAGCCCGGCGUCUGCGGUGAGACCGAGGUCGUCAACAUGUAUUAUAAGUUUAGUGGCUUCGCACAGAAACUGGUCGGCGCUGUACCGACCGAGGCGUAUAACCCACAGGGACUGCGGCCACCAAUUUACUCUGAGCCACCCGCAACCGUUUUCGCCGGCCCAACAAAAUUGUCCGGGGAUUCUGCUGCCGCAUCUGAGUAUUUAGGAAAAAACAGAGUGCCCGACCUACAGAAAUUGUUCCAGAAAUCUGACGGUGUACCUGUGCACUUGAAACGAGGAGUCCCUGACCGUCUCCUGUACCGUACCACUAUGGCAUUGACACUUGGUGGGACCAUCUACUGUCUUAUAGCCCUGUACUUGGCCGCACAACCCAAAAAGAAUUAACAUCUACAGAGAAUGGGACUGACAAUGUACCGAUCACAGUGAACAUCAGCAAUUAACCUUCUGGCCCAAGUUUAUCCAUUUUAUUGUGUUUUAAAACUGAUAAAGGCUGCUUAUUUCAACGAAA
Spea bombifrons (plains spadefoot toad) is the source of this 554-nucleotide messenger RNA. RefSeq names its product cytochrome c oxidase subunit 7A-related protein, mitochondrial (gene COX7A2L). The record is from RefSeq and is a predicted model, not a curated record. The transcript has 3 exons. NCBI's taxonomy places the organism in Eukaryota, Metazoa, Chordata, Amphibia, Anura, Pelobatidae. Gene Ontology annotation, biological process: mitochondrial electron transport, cytochrome c to oxygen; regulation of oxidative phosphorylation; mitochondrial respirasome assembly. The coding region runs from base 83 to 430 and encodes 115 amino acids.